Messenger RNA from Malaya genurostris, 6042 nucleotides. RefSeq lists its product as uncharacterized. The record is from RefSeq and is a predicted model, not a curated record. The transcript is spliced from 3 exons. Gene Ontology annotation, biological process: DNA integration. NCBI's taxonomy places the organism in Eukaryota, Metazoa, Arthropoda, Insecta, Diptera, Culicidae. Gene Ontology annotation, molecular function: nucleic acid binding. The coding region runs from base 493 to 6042 and encodes 1849 amino acids.
AGGAGAACUAAUAAAGAAGAAUAAAAACUACAUGUCAUAUACAGGCGAUUGGUAACAGUUGUCAUCAGUGAAUUUAUAAUUAUAAAUAGCGUAAGAUCAGCAUUAUCCAUUUAUUACUGGCAUUAUCGAUACUACUUCUCAUGUAAGUGUGAGCAUAGAAUUAACUUACUGAAACUGAACCUAAAAUACAACUUACAGUUACAGUACGGAUUUGAUUAGAACAAAUCGAAGAUAAACACUUGCACUCAAAAGUGAGUUUAUCAUAAAGGAUUUUGAACUGAUUGUUACGAUAAAAGUUUAGAACUUGUAAGACAGCGAAAAAUACUAAAAGUAAGAAAUCAUGGUUCGUUGUUAAUAUUAUGAAAUUAAUGAAAUACAUUGCAGGAAUUUAUAAUCAUCCUCAAACCGUAAUAAAAGGAGAUUCAUAAAAUUUACAAAUUUACUGCUGUCGUGCGACAUCUUAUAAAUUCUUUUACGAAUUGCACUAGAAGGAUGCCACCCAAAAAAUCCAGAUCCGUGCUCGGAGUGAAAACAUUCGACAAAAUUACCACUGAUGGUGAUUUAGCGGUUGGAAAUCAUAACGUCUCCGCGACUUUGACACAACUGCCCGAGAAUCGAAUGAACACCAAGGAUGCGAAAGAUAAAUUGGCUGUCUAUCCCCCUUCGAGCGAUCAGGUGAAUGGUAGCGAUGUCAAUUUCAACCGGCUGGGGGCAUAUCCAAAGAAAAAGAGCACCACUGUACAAAGCAAAGUCAAGCAAAAUUUAUCUAGCCGCGCGCGUAGCAACCGAGUCGGUCAUUGUCAAUUGUGUGUUGAGCGUGAUGACGAUCAGAUGGUUCAAUGUGACAGUUGCGACAAGUGGUACCAUUUCUCGUGCGUAGGAGUGUCAGAAUCAAUUGCUGAUGUGAGUUGGGUCUGUAUUAAUUGCGCGCAAGCAAGGGAUACGACCCUCGCUUCCUCUCCCAACAAAAUCAAUAAAUGUAUAAAUGAAUUUGCAAAAAUCUCUGUGCAGUCGAAGAGCAAGGCGAGCUCCGUUGGCAGUGAUGUCAGACGACGUCAAGUACUCGAACUACAGCUGCUUGAAGAGAAGAAACAACUCGAUAUGAAGUAUUUGGAGAAAAAAUAUCAGAUUUUACUGGAUUUGGAAAAACACAGCGACAGUGAAUGUUCGUCAGUGAUUAGCAAGGCACAAUCAAAUUCAUUUCUAAAGUCAAAGGUAAUGAAAUGGAUUUCGGAUACGGAUGCUUGUGGUGGGGAGGUUUAUUACGAUUCGGAUGAAGACGAACUGAAAACUGAAUCUGGAAGCUCGAAAAUGUCAACAGAGUACAAAGGGCUGAAUCAAGAUCAGUGGCACCGGAAACUAGUUGACAACCAGAGACGACGGCACUUCGGCACUCAGCCAACUACACAACCUGGCGUUAGAAACACUCGUGAGAGCCAGUUUCGCACUCCCGUAGCAAAUACUGGAUCGUGGAUCGAAACCAACGAGUUCAUACCAGGACAGCGAUCCACUCCCGUUAGACGAACAUUUCCCCACGUACAAGGUCACAGUGACGACACGGUCUUUAUCUUGAAUCGAAGUCAAAUCGCUGCACGUCAAGCCGUUUCGAAAGACCUACCAGAAUUCAGCGGCAAUCCGGAAGACUGGCCUUUAUUUUAUUCAAUGUUCAACACUUCCAGUCAAAUGUGCGGGUUCUCCAAUGAAGAAAACAUGUUGCGGCUGCGCAAAUGUCUGAAAGGACGCGCGCUAGAAGCAGUCAGAUGUCGUUUAUUACAUCCAUCAAACGUCACGGGGGUUCUCUGCACACUAAAAAUGCUCUAUGGAAGACCAGAAGCCAUCGUACAAGCGGUCAUAAGAAAGAUUCGUUCGUUACCAUCUCCGAACAUUGAAAAGCUUGAGACAGUAGUGAACUUUGCACUUACGGUGGAGAAUUUGGUUGCUACCAUACAAGCUUGUGAAGUAAAUGACUUUGUAUACAACGCAUCACUUCGUUAUGAGUUGGUAGGGAGGCUACCGUCCACACUGAAGCUCAGUUGGGCCAGGUUUUCGAGAGGAAAUCCUGCUCCGAACCUUCUAGAUUUUAGUACGUGGCUGUACGAGACAGCAGAAGACGCUAGUGCAGUCAUAGACAUCGUAAACAUCGAAAAUCGACCGCGUGGUACUAAACGGGAUGGUUUCUUGAAUAUUCAUUCGGAGCUGAACAUCGAGGAAUCGGAACCAGCCAACCUACAGCAGGAACCAUCUGAACUAAUUAUUACCGAGACGAAGAAGUGCAUGGUAUGCAAAAAGGAUUGUCACUCGGUAGGGAAGUGCAAACAUUUCGUGGAAUUGAGUUACGAUGCGAGAUGGGCGACGGUAAGAGCGGGCAAGCUGUGUCGAAAAUGUUUAUGUAAGCACAACGGAUCGUGCAAACAAGCGAAACCAUGUGGUACUGACGGCUGCACAUAUUUACAUCACCCGCUGUUACACGACCGCGGAGACAAUCGUUCCGAUGAACCAUCCAUACACCCUAUCGAAAGUAAUUGUAACGUGCAUCAAACGCAGUCGGAAAUCUUGUUCCGAAUUGUUCCAGUUAUCUUGCAUGGUCCAACAAAGACAAUUCGAACUUACGCUUUUUUGGAUGAUGGCUCCGAACUCACGCUUUUAGAACGCGAUUUAGCAGAUGAGCUUGGUUUGAAAGGGCCUACGAGUUCUUUAUGCCUCAAAUGGACAGGCGAAACUACGAAGACGGAAAACAGAUCACAGAGCGUGAAUCUUCGUAUUUCCAGCGUGACGAAUCCUUCAAAGAGCUACGGCCUUUCCAACGUUCGAACGAUUGAUAAUCUACAAAUCCGGCCACAAACGCUCUUAAUCUCAGAAUUGCAGCAAAGAUUCCGACAUCUUUUAGGACUACCUAUAGAGUCAUAUAACCUCGUCAGUCCACGAAUUCUCAUUGGUCUAGAUCAUGCCAGCCUUGGGUUCGCGUUGAAGAGUCGCGAAGGUCAGCGUAACGAACCGAUCGCUGUAAAAACACGCCUAGGAUGGAUAGUAUUCGGCAGUUGCGUAGAAGGCACAAGGGCUGAACAAUACGUGAACUAUCACACGUUGCAGGUAUGUCCAUGUAACCGAGAGGAAGGCGAAGAUCUUCACGAAACUGUAAAGAGCUACUUUGCCCUCGAUAGCCUAGGAAUUUUGAAGCCUAAAGAACUACUUCUGUCGCACGAAGAUCAACGAGCACAGUCAUUGUUAGCAUCGCUCACUCGUCCUUCUGAUGGCCGCUUCGAAUCCGGACUUCUGUGGAAAUACGAUACCGUACGACUUCCGGAUAGCUCAUCAAUGGCAUUGCGAAGAUGGAGAUGUUUAGAAAAUCGUUUAAUGAGAGAUUCAAAGUUAGCGUGUGAGUUGAAAGCAAAAAUUCAGCAUCAUAUCGAUAAAGGCUACAUACGAAAGCUUUCGACAGCAGAGUUGAACACAAAACGCUCUCGAGUCUGGUACCUUCCAAUAUUUCCUAUUGUUAAUCCGAAUAAACCGGGUAAAACGAGGUUAGUAUGGGACGCAGCUGCCACGGCCUAUGGCGUCUCACUCAAUUCAGUCUUGCUAAAAGGUCCAGACCAGUUAACAUCCCUACUUUCCGUGCUGAUCCAAUUUCGAGAAUUUCGAAUAGCGGUAUGUGGCGACAUACGUGAGAUGUAUCACCAAGUAAAGAUUCGCGAAGACGAUCAGCACUGCCAACGUUUCCUUUGGAAGACAUGCGAGACAGAUACAGAUCCUAGCGUCUACAUAGUACAGGUUAUGACCUUCGGUGCCUGCUGUUCGCCAAGUACGGCACAAUACGUGAAAAAUUAUAAUGCGCAAAGAUUUCAGAAGGAAUAUCCAACAGCCGUUAACGCCAUUAUAAAUCAACACUAUGUCGAUGACAUGCUUAUCAGUGUAGAGUCAGAAGAAGAAGCUAUACGAAUUGUUCGAGAUGUACAAAGAAUUCACAGGUCAGCAGGUUUUGAAAUGCGGAACUGGACGUCAAACUCACCUAAAGUUAUUUCCGCCAUGAACGAAACUGGUCUCGUCGAAAAAGGCCUCAGCAUCGGCGACGAACACAUCACCGAAAAGGUUCUAGGAAUGUGGUGGAACACAUCAACCGACUGUUUCACUUAUAAAAUGUCAUCCCGAUAUGACCAGCAACUGAUUCGAGGGCAGCGACGACCAACGAAACGCGAAGUACUCCGUACUCUAAUGAUGAUCUUCGAUCCACUAGGUCUAAUCGCGCAUUUCUUGAUGCAACUGAAAACAAUUCUACAGGAAAUUUGGCGAAGCUCGGUCGACUGGGAUGAUCCCAUUGAUGAACCCCAGUUUCGAAAGUGGACUGAAUGGAUAGCAAUGUUACCACAUGUAUCGUCUAUUGAAAUUCCUCGGUGUUAUCGAACCUUUACACCCGCUACAAAGGAAACACAGGUACAAAUGCAUACGUUUGUUGACGCCAGUGAGAAUGGUUUCGCGGCAGUGGUUUAUUUACGAUUUCAAAACGAAAGUACAAUCGAAUGCUGUUUAGUAGGAGCAAAAACUCGAGUGGCUCCGCUCAAAUUCCUUUCGAUUCCAAAAUCUGAACUGCAGGCUGCGGUACUAGGCGUGAGAUUGGCGGAUACUAUGGCGAAAUCAUUAGCUAUCAAGAUCAAACAGCGCUUUUUUUGGACUGAUUCUAGAGACGUUCUCUGCUGGCUCAAUUCUGAUCAUCGCCGAUACAGUCAAUUUGUUGCAUUUCGCGUCAGUGAAAUCUUAGAAACGACGAACGUUCACGAGUGGCAAUGGGUACCAACAAGGCAGAACGUAGCCGACGACGGAACGAAAUGGGCGCGAGCUCCGGAUAUGACAGCGUCCAGUCGAUGGUACCGAGGGUCUGAAUUUCUAUGGCAACCAGAGGAAGCAUGGCCCGUCGCUCCCUACACAUUCGGAUCAACCACGGAAGAAUUGCGACCUCAUCUCUUGCUUCAUACCGCAGUAGUAGAACCAAUAGUAGAUCCAUUAGAUUUCUCAGAAUGGUCAAAAAUACUACGUCGAAUGGCGUAUGUAAUCCGUUUCGUUAAUAAUCUUAAACAAACUAUAAAUAAACAUCAAAGGUAUACUGGUCCUUUAACUUGCAAUGAGCUGAAAAUGGCAGAAAACUACAUGUUUCGACUCGCACAGUGUAGUAUUUACGCAGAUGAAAUAGCUGUUUUGAAAGCGCCUCAUAACCAGUCACGAAAACUUCUGAAAAACAGUCCCCUUCGACGGUUGUGUACCUUCCUUGAUAAGGAUGGCAUUUUGCGAUCCCGCGGCCGUACACAGGAAUGUCAUUUCGCAGAUUACGAUGCCGCGAAUCCAAUAAUUCUACCACCCAAUAACCAUAUCACCAAACUUAUUGUACUCGAUGCUCACAAACGAUUUAAUCAUCAGAAUCAUGAAACGAUAAUCAACGAGGUUCGGCAGCGUUUCUGCAGCCCAGGUCUGAAGGCUACAUACCGCGCUAUACGAAAAUCUUGUCAACAUUGCAAAAACGAAAAGGCAGCUCCACAGCCACCAGCGAUGGCCGAUUUACCAUACGCUCGACUUGCUGCUUUUUGUAGACCCUUUACGUACAUGGGAAUCGACUACUUUGGCCCGAUGAUAGUAUCAAUCGGCCGACGCACAGAGAAACGUUGGGGGGUCAUUGCAACAUGUCUUACCACUCGUGCCAUUCACUUAGAACUCGCUCACACACUGACGACCAGUUCCUGUAUCAUGGCAAUACGCAACAUUUUUGCUAGAAGAGGUAUCCCGGCAGUGAUCUACAGCGACCGCGGUACAAACUUUCAGGGCGCUAGCAAGGAGAUGCAGACUGCACUGGAGAAACUUGAUCACGAUCAAUUGAUGCAGGAAUUCACGACAUCUAGAACGGAAUGGAAAUUCAAUCCUCCAGCUUCCCCUCAUAUGGGUGGAGCUUGGGAACGGCUUAUACAGUCUGUGAAAAAAAACCUAAAUGUGCUUCAGCGGAAUUCCUCACCAACCCAUGAAGUACUUCAAAACGCGUUAGUAGAAGUGGAAAAUUGUUAA